Molecule: messenger RNA, 9847 nt
Organism: Phyllostomus discolor (pale spear-nosed bat)
Lineage: Eukaryota; Metazoa; Chordata; Mammalia; Chiroptera; Phyllostomidae
Gene: CHD2
Product: chromodomain helicase DNA binding protein 2
Biological process (GO): regulation of transcription by RNA polymerase II; nucleosome organization
Cellular component (GO): nucleus; chromatin
Molecular function (GO): ATP-dependent chromatin remodeler activity; histone binding; DNA binding
Source: RefSeq, a predicted model, not a curated record
UUUUUUUUUUGGUGGAGAUGAAGGGGUGGGUCUAUGGUACAUCACCUGAGUUGUGGGGUAAAUGUAGAGAGUGUCAAUCAAAGGCAGAGCUCUCAGAGCUGGGAAGGAGGCUCUAGAUGGCGGCUGUGCCUUAGAGAGAGCGCGCUCUGCUCCCUGCCUUCGCCUCACUUUACGCAACUUUCCCUAACUUUCGGGCAGCCUCAGGGGGCCCCCGCAGCCCCCUGCCUCUCCUAGUGACUUAUUGGGGUCGAUUCGGACCUUUUUUAGGGAGAAAAGCAGCUUUUAGGAGCUUUCUUUUCGUGCCUUGUUGGAAAGAAGCAGCCGUACUGAGAGCCCAGGUCGUUGUUUUUUCCAGCUUAGAAGCCAUGGCGCACCUCCAUUUUUGUGCGCUCUCCUAAUGAGGUUUUUUUUCUUCGUACCCGCUUUAAUAUUAAUUGUUGCUUUAUUUUUUUGAACAGUUAACAUAUUUGAGGGCUAUUUUAUUUAUUUUUCGUCUUUUAGCGGAGAAUUUUGUUUUUAUUUUUAAUUAUUUGGGAUCUGAUAUUUUUCUACUACUAGAUAGGACUCUUGCUUUGGACUUACUACAUGGAUCAGUAAAUACCUGGGCACAGGACUUCAAAGCAAACACAGAUUCCCCCUCCCCCUUAAUAUUUAAGAAUUAAAAGAUGAUGAGAAAUAAGGACAAAAGCCAAGAGGAGGACAGUUCGCCACACAGCAAUGCAUCGAGGUAUGAGCUAUCAACUUUCUUCCUUUUUUCUUUUUUUUGGGGGAAACCUCAGCUUACAUUGUUUACCUUGACAGACAAGGAUAGCUGUCUGUGUUAUUUUAAGUAUUUUAAUAAUUUGGAUUCGAUUUUUAAAGCGUGACCUUGAGACUGCUAAUAUGCCACACCCUAAUUUUUUGGUAGCAAUUUAUGAAAGUUGAGUUGACUUAAGGCCUCUUACAGCAGUCUAAAGGUAAGGUACCUUUAUUCAAGGGGGCCUUUUUUGCAAACUACAGUUUUUCUGUUAAUAAACUUCAGGUUUUAGGUUUUUGUGCUGUAGAAAAAUGACCUUGUCGGUUUUAGCCAUUGCUGCAUUGCACCAUUUUACAUACAAGGCAAAUUUUUUCUUUGAAGAAACUAGGAUUCCCAAACUUGUAACUGAAGGCCAUCGAGGAGCCUUGUGGUAGUAAAUUAUAGUAAAUAGACAUUUGAGAAAGUUAUAUGAAUGAAAAAAUGUACAUUUUAAAAGGAAAUUGCAAAUGGAACCCCUUGACUGAUGCCUCUCAGUUUAUAUUUUUACUUGAUUCUAUAUUUCUUUUUGAUACCUUUGACAUUUUAAGAAAUUUUGUAUGAUUUAUCAACAUUUAGGCAGUGGUUACAGUUCCUGCAUUUAUGAAAUUAAAUCUGUGAUCCCAGAAAUCCUGGAGUACUACUAAUAUACUUCUGCUUUGUGUUUGUUACUGUGAUUAAAAUUGUAUAUUUUACAUUUAAAAUAUUUUAAGGCUACAUUUAUAUGCUUACAUUCAGACAAUGUUUUCUGGUUGGUAGAUGUAGUAUAGUAUAUUAUCCUGGCACUUUCGUUGUAGCUGCUUUACAUUUAUUGAUUUAUUUCGACAGUGCCUUUUGGAAUGCUUUAUCUUCUGAAGCUUACAAAUGUACUGUUAAAAUCAUGAUUUGUUUCACAUUUGUUGGAGUAUAUAUUAGUGCCUAAGGAAUAAAGCCUCUGAGAUGUUUAUAUGAUCUGUAUGUUAAUUUUUAAAAGUAUAUGAAUGCUUUUCUUGUGUUCUUACAAAUUGUCAUGGUAUGAAUUUUAAAUCAUGUAGUUAAGAAUGAUUAUAGUUUUUCUUUCUACUUUUGCUUUUACUUUUAUCAUUUUGUAUAAAUAACAGUUUGCUAUAGGUUAGUGAAUAUGCAAGUUUUUAACAUGGUUUAUUACGAAUGUUGACUUUUAUCUGUUUCAUUAGACUUCAAAUAGUUUACCCCUUUUUUUCCCCCCCUCCAAAAAUACCUUUCCACAUUCUUCUGAAACCUGAGUUGUCACAUAGUUUGGUGCUGUCUUUUGAACUCCAAUGCCCUUGUAAUUACACAGGUUAGAUUUAGGACUGAGAACUCCUCUAGGAGUAAUCCUAGACUGAUUUUUCUGAAAAGUCACAGUGAUUUGAAGAAGUAAGAAUCCCCACAGGUGUUUGACAGAUCACUAAAGAUACAGCACCUAAAAUUGUUAAUCCCUUGAGUGUGUUUUGCAUAGUCUCACAUGGCCUUUGGUUUUCUUAUGCAAGGGUUGUGGUUAAUGUGGAUCAAAUUCUGUUUUCUAAUUAAAAAGAAAAAGCAGUGUUGCUGUUCUUUUAGUAAUUUCUUUCACCUGGAAAACGACUCUGAAGCUGUCAUGUAUUUACCUACUGGCAGUGGGGUUACAUCUUAACAAGAAGCAUAUAGUGUGUUUUUAAAUUCAUUUUUCAAGUAUAUUUUGAUUCCUGUACCUGAUGAAUGCCCAAAAAUAUUUGUGAGACUCCUUGAAGAGACCUUAAAGUUUUAAAUUUACUUGAAUUAUGGUUACCCUAAAUUGAAUACCUUAACACAUGUACAUAAUUAUGACAUCACUUCCUUUUAAACUUGUAAAGCUAAAGGGUAUAUUAUUGGUGUUUCAUUGUAGUACAUUGUUAUUUUUGUUUUUAGUGAGCUAAAAUAAAGGAGACUGUCUCUAACUAGCACUUUGUUCCUUAAUCCAACAGAAUUUCCCCGUUAAGGACCUGUUUCUAGGUCACAAAAUCUAUAGUAUUUACUACAAAAACCACUUUUGCACAAGAGGAAGGGAGAACUUUCUGCAGGUCAAAUAAAAACUUUGGCCUGAACUACUUUAGGAGCUGAAGGGAUUGAGUGCAAGUUUACUCUUUUUGGAAAAAAUUCAGUACUUAACCAGUGAUUAUGUAAAUUACUCCUGUAUUUCGUUGAAGUAUAUACUUAAGUACAAUGUUAUAUUUUGUAUAGCAUGGCUUUUGAAGAGUGCCAGUUAACUUUCAAAAAUAAGAUUUAGAAAAACAGUUGAUACCUGUAAAGUUUCUAAAUAUUUAAAACAAAGUUUCAGUGAUGGGCCUGUACAGAAAUGUAUACGACACACAUCUAAGUAACUGACAUUUCGAGGUGGCUUUAGUAAUAUCCAGUGGGGGAAGCAGGAGAGAAGGGAACCAGAAUGGAAGUGUGUGCACACAAAGAGUUCUUUCUGUGUUGUAGGACUCCUCCGCCUUUGCAAUUUGUCUUAAGAACUGAAACCGUGUAUUAAAUUUAUCUCCAAAUUGCCUCUGAACCAGAUUUAUUUUGGCAACCUGUGGUACGGUGACAUUCAGCUUUUAGCAGUUAUUCUAAAACCCUGGGGUGUCUGGAAAUGGUAAAUGCAGUUGCUUUUGUGGACUGUAAAAAGUCAGUUUUUUAAGUGGCAGCCAUUUUAUGACACUGUUAAUUCUCACGGAUCGGGAGUUUUCACAAGACUGAAAAUAAAACGAAUUGAACCCUGAAAUACCAAAUACCUCUUCUCCUCCCACCUCUCCUUUUUUGGUCCUCUGGUGCUAAAAUAAAGGGCAUCUCGGUACUUAGCCCUGGCAGAAGCUCUGCGAGCCCCUGGCAUCUUGGUGCAGGUCCAGCUCAGUCACAAAAUGGCUGUUCCUUUGUGCCGCAGCGCUGACAGACAUACUGCAUUGCACUGUGUACUCGCCAAACAGCAGGAAGUUGCCGUGCCGAGUUCAAAGGCCGGCCGGCGCCGGCGCCGAAAGCUGAUUGGCUGAGCGCACGCUUGGUAACAGCAGGUCAACAGCGUCGGCUCCGCCUCGUGACGUCAGACGCCUCGUCGCCGACGCGAGUGAACGUGGUGACGUGCUGCGCGCGCAGCCCAGGUGCUUCCCCUUCAGCCCCGCGAGCCGCAGCUGGAAGGGGAGCGGGAAGGAAAGGGAUCUUGAUUUCGGACCUGCGCGGUCGGUCGGCGUGGGGAGUUUACUGCUCUGAAUAAUCUCGCUCCUGGCGGUUCUUUCCACCCUCUCAGGCCGUCUACAUCCUGCAGCACGUAUUCUUUUACUUUUCCUGGGAAUGGCUUUCCGGUGUUAGAAGUAGCUUCUACUUUUGGAGAAAGUAAAAGGGGCCCGCCGGAAACCUUCAGAUUAAAAAAAAUUGCCCGUUUUUACAUUUUUCGCUUUCUUUUCCAGUAUCCUGUAGCCCCCCCCCUUUUCUUAAAUGUUCAAAAUGAUUAGUGAGUUGAAUUUUGUUACUAUUGACCAAAACUGUUUCAGUGUCAAAGGAAACAUUUUUAUUUAAAUCAAAACGUUUUAGCGGGUGUUAGAGCUGUUUUAAUACAUGGCUCAUAAACAAAGGGACGAUUAUUUGAGUUUGUCCCCGUGUCCUUUUACUUGGUACCAUACGUUUUCUGAAUUGGCAUUUGAUGGAGUAAAGCUCAGUCAUUCGGCAUCCGAAGAAGCUUCAGGUUCGGACUCAGGCAGCCAGUCGGAGAGUGAGCAGGGCAGUGACCCGGGAAGCGGACAUGGCAGCGAGUCCAACAGCAGUUCGGAGUCUUCCGAGAGCCAGUCGGAAUCCGAGAGCGAGUCGGCAGGUUCCAAGUCCCAGCCAGUCCUUCCGGAAGCCAAAGAGAAGCCAGCCUCCAAGAAGGAGCGGAUAGCUGAUGUGAAGAAGAUGUGGGAAGAAUAUCCUGAUGUUUACGGGGUGAGGCGGUCAAACCGAAGCCGACAAGAACCAUCACGAUUUAACAUUAAGGAGGAGGCCAGUAGCGGGUCUGAGAGUGGGAGCCCAAAGAGAAGAGGCCAGAGGCAGCUGAAAAAACAAGAAAAAUGGAAACGGGAGCCUUCAGAAGAUGAACAGGAACAAGGCACCAGUGCAGAGAGUGAACCAGAGCAAAUAAAAGUGAAAGCCAGGAGGCCUGUGCCCAGAAGAACAGUGCCGAAACCUCGUGUUAAAAAGCAACCUAAAGCUCAGCGUGGAAAGAAAAAAAAACAAGAGUCUUCUGAUGAUGAUGAUGAAGACGAUGAAGCUCCAAAAAGGCAGACUCGUCGCAGAGCGGCUAAAAAUGUUAGUUAUAAAGAAGAUGAUGACUUUGAGACUGACUCCGACGACCUCAUUGAAAUGACUGGCGAAGGAGUGGAUGACCAGCAGGAUAAUAGUGAAACCAUCGAAAAGGUCUUAGAUUCACGGCUGGGCAAGAAAGGAGCCACUGGAGCAUCUACUACUGUGUAUACAGUUGAAGCUAACGGAGACCCAAGUGGUGACUUCGACCCGGAAAAGGAGGAAGGCGAAGUCCAGUACCUCAUCAAGUGGAAGGGUUGGUCUUACAUCCACAGCACGUGGGAGAGUGAAGAGUCCUUGCAGCAGCAGAAAGUGAAGGGCCUGAAAAAACUCGAGAACUUCAAGAAGAAAGAGGAUGAAAUCAAGCAAUGGUUGGGGAAAGUUUCUCCUGAAGAUGUGGAAUAUUUCAACUGCCAACAAGAGCUAGCCUCAGAGUUGAACAAACAGUAUCAGAUAGUAGAAAGAGUAAUAGCUAUGAAGACAAGCAAAUCUACACUGGGUCAAACAGAUUUUCCUGCUCACAGCCGGAAACCGGCACCUUCGAAUGAACCUGAAUAUCUAUGCAAGUGGAUGGGACUGCCUUAUUCAGAGUGCAGCUGGGAAGACGAAGCCUUGAUAGGAAAGAAAUUCCAGGGCUGCAUUGACAGCUUCCACAGUCGGAACAAUUCAAAAACCAUUCCAACAAGAGAGUGCAAGGCCCUGAAGCAGAGACCACGCUUUGUGACUUUAAAGAAACAGCCGGCAUAUUUAGGAGGGGAAAAUCUAGAGCUCCGUGAUUAUCAGCUAGAAGGCCUCAACUGGCUUGCUCAUUCCUGGUGCAAAAGUAACAGUGUAAUCCUUGCUGAUGAAAUGGGCCUAGGAAAGACCAUCCAGACCAUAUCGUUCCUCUCCUACCUGUUCCACCAACACCAGCUGUAUGGCCCCUUUCUUAUAGUCGUCCCUUUAUCCACCCUCACCUCAUGGCAGAGGGAGUUUGAGAUCUGGGCACCAGAGAUUAACGUAGUGGUUUACAUAGGUGACCUGAUGAGCAGAAAUACGAUACGGGAAUAUGAAUGGAUUCAUUCUCAGACCAAAAGGCUCAAGUUCAAUGCACUUAUUACAACAUACGAGAUCCUCCUAAAAGAUAAGACUGUGCUGGGCAGUAUUAACUGGGCCUUUCUGGGAGUGGAUGAAGCCCAUCGGUUGAAGAAUGAUGACUCUUUAUUGUAUAAAACUCUGAUUGAUUUCAAGUCCAACCAUAGGCUCCUGAUUACGGGGACCCCUCUUCAGAAUUCCCUCAAAGAGCUCUGGUCCUUGCUGCACUUUAUUAUGCCGGAGAAGUUUGAGUUCUGGGAAGAUUUCGAAGAGACCACGGGAAAAGGGAGGGAGAACGGCUACCAGAGUCUUCACAAGGUGCUAGAGCCUUUCCUUCCGAGAGUGAAGAAAGAUGUGGAGAAAUCCCUGCCCGCCAAAGUGGAGCAGAUUCUCAGGGUGGAGAUGUCGGCCCUUCAGAAACAGUAUUACAAGUGGAUCCUGACCAGGAAUUACAAGGCUCUCGCCAAAGGAACCAGAGGCAGCACAUCCGGCUUCCUGAAUAUCGUGAUGGAACUAAAGAAGUGCUGUAACCACUGCUACCUGAUCAAACCGCCCGAGGAGAACGAGAGGGAGAACGGACAGGAGGUUCUCACGUCCCUGAUCAGGAGCAGCGGGAAGCUGAUUCUGUUGGAUAAACUGCUGACCAGACUCCGAGAGAGGGGGAACAGAGUCCUCAUCUUCUCCCAGAUGGUGAGAAUGUUGGAUAUCCUGGCCGAGUACUUGACUAUUAAGCACUACCCUUUCCAGCGUCUGGAUGGUUCCAUCAAGGGAGAAAUCCGAAAACAGGCUCUGGACCACUUCAAUGCAGAUGGUUCUGAGGACUUCUGUUUCCUGCUCUCGACAAGGGCUGGUGGCCUGGGAAUCAAUUUGGCUUCAGCGGACACAGUCGUCAUCUUUGACUCUGACUGGAACCCCCAGAACGACUUGCAGGCACAAGCCCGAGCCCACAGGAUUGGUCAGAAGAAGCAGGUAAAUAUUUACCGCCUGGUUACAAAGGGGACUGUGGAGGAAGAGAUCAUAGAACGGGCCAAAAAGAAGAUGGUAUUGGACCAUCUGGUGAUUCAGCGCAUGGACACCACUGGCCGGACGGUCCUGGAAAACAACUCGGGAAGGUCCAAUUCAAAUCCUUUUAAUAAAGAAGAGCUGACAGCUAUUCUGAAAUUUGGAGCAGAGGAUCUUUUCAAAGAACUUGAAGGGGAGGAGUCGGAGCCUCAGGAAAUGGAUAUAGAUGAAAUUUUGCGCUUGGCUGAAACCAGGGAGAACGAAGUGUCAACUAGUGCGACAGAUGAGCUCCUGUCACAAUUUAAGGUUGCCAAUUUCGCCACCAUGGAAGAUGAGGAAGAGCUGGAAGAGCGUCCUCACAAGGACUGGGAUGAGAUCAUUCCAGAGGAGCAAAGAAAGAGAGUUGAGGAGGAGGAGCGGCAGAAGGAGCUGGAAGAAAUUUACAUGUUGCCUCGAAUUCGGAGUUCCACUAAAAAGGCUCAGACAAAUGACAGUGACUCUGACGCCGAGUCCAAGAGGCAGGCCCAGAGGUCCUCUGCCUCUGAGAGUGAGACGGAUGACUCCGAUGAUGACAAGAAGCCAAAGCGCAGAGGGCGCCCCCGGAGCGUGCGGAAGGACCUUGUAGAGGGAUUUACGGACGCAGAGAUCCGCAGGUUCAUCAAGGCAUAUAAGAAGUUUGGUCUCCCCCUUGAACGGCUGGAGUGCAUAGCACGCGAUGCUGAGCUAGUUGAUAAGUCAGUGGCGGAUCUGAAGCGUCUGGGCGAACUGAUUCACAACAGCUGUGUGUCGGCAAUGCAGGAGUAUGAAGAGCAGCUCAAAGAAAACGCCAGCGAGGGGAAAGGACCAGGAAAAAAGAGAGGUCCAACAAUCAAGAUAUCUGGGGUUCAGGUGAAUGUGAAAUCCAUUCUCCAGCAUGAAGAAGAGUUUGAGAUGCUGCAUAAGUCUAUCCCUGCGGACCCUGAAGAAAAAAAAAAGUACUGCUUAACCUGUCGAGUCAAAGCUGCCCAUUUCGAUGUGGAGUGGGGAGUGGAGGACGAUUCUCGCCUCCUGCUGGGGAUUUACGAGCAUGGCUAUGGAAACUGGGAGCUGAUUAAAACAGACCCAGAGCUCAAGUUAACUGACAAAAUUCUGCCGGUGGAGACAGAUAAAAAGCCUCAGGGGAAGCAGCUACAGACCCGAGUGGACUAUUUGCUGAAGCUGCUCAGGAAGAGCCUGGAGAAGAAGGGGGCUGUGUCCGGCGGGGAAGAGGCCAAGCUAAAGAAGCGCAAGCCUCGAGUAAAGAAGGAGAACAAAGCUCCCAGGCUAAAAGAUGAACAAGGGAUUGACUUUUCCUCUCCUAGACACUCCGAUAACCCAUCAGAGGAGGGGGAAGUAAAGGACGAUGGCUUAGAAAAAAGUCCAAUGAAAAAGAAACAGAAGAAGAAAGAGAACAAGGAGAACAAGGAGAAACAAAUGAGUUCUAGGAAAGACAAAGAUGGGGACAAGGAAAGGAAGAAAUCGAAAGAUAAGAAAGAGAAGCCUAAAGGUGGUGAUGCCAAAUCUUCGAGUAAAUCAAAGCGAUCUCAGGGUCCUGUCCAUAUUACAGCAGGAAGUGAACCUGUCCCCAUUGGCGAGGAUGAGGAGGAUGAUCUGGACCAGGAGACAUUCAGCAUAUGUAAGGAGAGGAUGAGGCCCGUGAAGAAGGCACUGAAACAGCUGGACAAACCCGACAAGGGGCUCAGCGUGCAGGAGCAGCUGGAGCACACCCGGAACUGCCUGCUGAAGAUCGGGGACCGCAUCGCCGAGUGCCUUAAAGCUUACUCCGACCAGGAGCACAUCAAACUGUGGAGGAGGAACCUAUGGAUCUUUGUUUCCAAGUUUACAGAAUUCGAUGCUCGAAAAUUGCAUAAGUUAUACAAGAUGGCUCAUAAGAAAAGAUCUCAAGAAGAAGAGGAGCAAAAGAAGAAAGAUGAUGUGAUUGGUGGUAAGAAGCCAUUUCGGCCCGAGGCCUCAGGGUCAAGCCGGGAUUCGGUGAUGUCUCAGUCCCACACCCCGCACGGCUUGCACCCCCAGAAGUCUCACCUGCCUGCCUCCCACGGGCCGCAGAUGCACGGACACCCGAGAGACAACUACGGUCAUCCCAACAAGAGACACUUCAGUAAUGCAGAUCGAGGGGACUGGCAAAGGGAAAGGAAGUUCAACUAUGGUGGUGGCAACAACAACCCGCCGUGGGGAAGUGACAGGCACCAUCAGUACGAGCAGCACUGGUACAAGGACCACCAUUAUGGGGACCGGCGACACAUGGACAGCCACCGGUCUGGGAGCUACCGACCCAACAACCUGUCCAGAAAGAGACCCUAUGACCAGUACAGCAGCGAUCGAGACCACCGGGGACACAGAGAUUACUACGACAGGCACCACCAUGACUCCAAGCGGCGGCGAUCUGAUGAAUUCAGGCCGCAAAAUUACCACCAGCAGGAUUUCCGACGAAUGUCCGACCACCGCCCCCCGAUGGGCUACCACGGCCAGGGACCCUCGGACCAUUACCGCUCUUUCCACACAGACAAACUGGGGGAAUACAAGCAACCCCUGCCCCCGCUGCACCCUGCAGUCUCGGAUCCUCGCUCGCCCCCGUCUCAGAAAUCCCCUCACGACUCCAAGUCACCCCUGGAUCAUAGGUCUCCUUUGGAGAGAUCACUAGAACAGAAAAACAACCCAGACUAUAACUGGAAUGUCCGGAAAACAUAA